Molecule: messenger RNA, 1311 nt
Organism: Zychaea mexicana
Lineage: Eukaryota; Fungi; Mucoromycota; Mucoromycetes; Mucorales; Lichtheimiaceae
Product: mate-domain-containing protein
Exons: 10
Coding region: 1-1311 (436 amino acids)
Biological process (GO): transmembrane transport
Cellular component (GO): membrane
Molecular function (GO): xenobiotic transmembrane transporter activity; antiporter activity
Source: RefSeq, a predicted model, not a curated record
AUGAAGAGACGACUCGUUUACUACCCAAGAAAUCACCUCAACAAGAAGCAACAGGAUUACUCCUGGCAGCAGGAUCUCAAAGAGGAGGCCCUGUCCAUCCUGAAUUACACUUGGCCAUUGCUCAUCACCUUUGUUAUUGGCAAAGGCAUGGGGUUGGUGGAUGUCUGGUUUUUAGGACGAUUGGGAUCGGAAGUAAUGGCUAUUGUGAGCCUCGGAAAUCUUUGGUCAAUAGUAGCCGGCUUAGCUUUUGGGAACGGCCUCUUGACAGCCAUCGAUACACUAGUGUCUCAGGCAUUCACCGGUGCUACCGACUCAAGGACACUGGGCAUUAUUUUACAGCGCGGCAUUGUCAUUAUGGGAUUUCUAGCAGUGCCAAUUAUACUCCUUUGGACCUAUACCGAGUCUAUCCUCACACAUGUCAUGAAACAAGAGCAGCAUUUGGCACAUCUCACCCAGUCCUAUAUUUAUGUAUGCAUGCUCCUUGUUUAUCCGAUAUUUAUAUCUACAGCGAUCCGUAAAUUCUUACAAAGCCUUGGUCACAUGCGUGUUACCAUGAUGAUGGUUAUAGCUAUCUUUCCAUUGAAUUGUCUUUCCAAUGUUUUGCUCCUUCAUGUGCUCGAUCUAGGAUAUAUGGGUGCUGCUUUACAUUUUGCAUUUUUCCAUGGCAUCAUUUUGGCCGUUUACUUCAUCGUUUUGUCGUUUGGCACUAGAUUCUGGAGCGCUUACUGGCCUGGGUGGAGUGUACGGGCACUUGAUAGCUGGGAGCCGUUCUUGAAGCUUGCCAAAACGAAAAUCUUAAAUUUUAACUUUAUCUAUUCAAGUAUUCCCGGUAUGCUCAGCGUGGCAACUGAAUGGGCCUUUGAAGUGUGCGCGUUGUUGACAGGUGCAUUAGGAAAGACAAGUUUGGCAGGACAAGCCAUUGUCCUGUCAGUGAACGCGGUACUCAUAAUGAUCCCUUCUGCGCUAUCCAGUGCUGUUGGUGUCCGCAUAGGCCACCACGUCGGAGCAAAUAGGCCAUGGAAAAUUCAGACAUGCUUUACCUUAUCCGUUCUCAUGGGCUGCAUUGUCGUAUUAUGCAACGCAUCUUUUAUGUUAUUGUUGAAACACCAGAUCGCCGCGCACUUUUCGAUGGAUGAAGAGGUCAUCCAAGCAGCCGAAGACCUGAUGCCUGUCGCCGUUUUGUCACACAUUUUCACGGGAUUAAGCUCUGUGUUUUCAGCUACACUUAAUGCCCUAGGCAAACAAUCAAUAGUGGCUGCGUCCAACCUUUCAUCCUAUUACAUGGUCGGUUACCAUUCGGGCUGUGGAUGA